AAAGCGCUUCCGGCGACUAGCGGCUAUUGAGUUGUAGGUGAGCGGCGGGUUCCAGUCCGCGGCCCGCCGACGGGCGACUGGACGCCGUCGCCCAGCGGAGCAGCUUUACCUGAGUUCAAAAUGAACUAUAUGCCCGGGACCGCCAGCCUCAUCGAGGACAUCGACAAAAAGCACUUGGUCCUACUUCGUGAUGGAAGGACACUGAUAGGUUUUUUAAGAAGCAUUGAUCAGUUUGCCAACUUAGUGCUGCAUCAGACCGUAGAGCGCAUUCAUGUGGGCAAAAAGUACGGUGAUAUUCCUCGAGGGAUUUUUGUGGUCAGAGGAGAAAAUGUGGUCCUACUCGGAGAAAUAGACUUGGAAAAGGAGAGUGACACACCCCUCCAGCAAGUGUCUAUUGAAGAAAUCCUAGAAGAACAGAGGGUAGAACAGCAGACCAGACUGGAGGCAGAGAAGCUGAAGGUUCAGGCCCUUAAAGAUCGGGGCCUCUCCAUCCCUCGAGCAGAUACUCUGGAUGAGUACUGAGUCCUUUGCUCUAGAGAGCAAGGGCUCCCACCCGGUCACCAUACACAUAUGACCAGACAGAGACUGUCAACGUGAAAACUGAUCUAUCUUAUUCUUUCACAUAUGCCAACAUGAAGAAAUCAUGUGAUUUUGGUUUUUUAACAAAAUAAUUGUAUAUUUUGUUUUGCUUUUCUGUUUCAAACAGUUUCAUUCUGUAGCCCUGGCUGACCUUGAACUCACUACGUACAGGCUGACCUCAGCUUGUGGGAUCACAGGUGUGCUCCACCAUUGCCCUGCUUUGUGGUUUAGAGAAACCGUGGCUUGUGGAGCUGAGAAUCACAUCUCAAUAUUGCUUUUCUUAUCUCAGAGUUUCCAUUUCUUUUCAAAAGAUAUUUCCCUUUUUAAUUGUAAAUAAAGAAUGAAUCUCUUAGUGUCA
Messenger RNA from Myodes glareolus (Bank vole), 937 nucleotides. RefSeq names its product LSM1 homolog, mRNA degradation associated (gene Lsm1). The record is from RefSeq and is a predicted model, not a curated record. Gene Ontology annotation, biological process: deadenylation-dependent decapping of nuclear-transcribed mRNA. Gene Ontology annotation, molecular function: mRNA binding. Gene Ontology annotation, cellular component: P-body; Lsm1-7-Pat1 complex. NCBI's taxonomy places the organism in Eukaryota, Metazoa, Chordata, Mammalia, Rodentia, Cricetidae.